AUGGAUUCUAUCUCUGAACCCUUCAUCACCAAAACCUUCGAGUACCAUUGCCACCCAACAGAAGUCCAUACUGCCAAUAAGCUGGCAAAUCUCCCUAUCACUUAUACUAAUGGAUGCACCCAGGACGAUGACAACAAGAUCUGCGUUGUUAUGGUUGGCCUCCCCGCGAGGGGGAAAUCUUUGAUUGCGGGUAAAGCAUUGCGAUACCUGUCGUGGAUCGGAAUUCCCGCAAAGAUUUUCAACGUGGGUCAAUAUAGGCGCCUGGACACCCCUCAGCCUUCGGCGUCUUUCUUCGAUGUCUCAAACCCUGAUGGAGAACGACUUCGGCGUGCAGCCGCUGAGGCAGCGGUCAAGGAUAUGCUAAAGUGGUUCGCGACUACUGAUGGCCAGGUUGCAAUUCUUGACGCUACCAAUUCAACCAAAGAGCGGCGACAGUGGAUUGACACUACUUGUCGCGUCGCAGGUAUCGCGCCGCUGUUUGUUGAAUCGAAAUGCGAUGAUCAUGAUUUGAUAAUGAACAACAUUCGUGAAGUCAAGACAACCUCUCCAGAUUAUGUUGGCCAGGACCCCGAAGAGGCUGCGAAGGAUUUUAUGAAUCGCAUUCGUAACUACGAGAAGGUUUACGAGACAAUUGGUCUAGAUGAGGACCACUUCGCCUAUGUCAAGUUGAUCAACGUAAGCUCGCAAGUUAUCAUUAAUCGCAUUCGAGACUAUCUUUCCAGCCGUCUCGUCUACUACAUUCAAAAUCUCCACAUCCGGCCACGUUCAAUUUGGUUAUCAAGGCAUGGUGAAUCAGAGUUCAACCUUACUGGAAAGAUAGGCGGUGAUGCGAAUCUCUCCCCUCGCGGCGAACAGUACGCCCUUGGUCUUCCGGCCCUCCUUCGUGAGUCCGGCAUCCCCACAGGAGCCAAACUCACAAUUUGGACUUCCACUUUGAAACGGACAAACCAGACAGCCCGUCACCUUGUAAAAGAGAUGGGCUAUCAAAAACUCGAGUGGAAGGCUUUGGAUGAACUAGAUUCGGGAGUGUGUGAUGGUCUUACCUACGAGGAGAUUCAGUCCCGUUAUCCCGAGGACUUUGCAGCUCGUGACGAGGACAAAUACAAUUAUCGGUACCGUGGUGGGGAGUCGUAUCGCGACGUUGUCAUCCGCCUCGAGCCGAUCAUUAUGGAACUCGAAAGAAGCGAGAAUGUGAUCAUCGUGACGCAUCAAGCCGUCCUCCGCUGCAUAUACGCAUAUUUCCUAAACAUGUCUCAGGAACAAAGUCCAUGGAUGGAGGUUCCACUGCAUACGUUGAUAAAGCUCUAUCGUCGUGCCUAUGGAACUGAGGAACACCGGAUCAAGGCCAAUAUUCCAGCAGUUUCGACCUGGCGCGGCAAAGGCAGCGAAGCCAAACACCAAACCCCUGGUGAAGCGGAAAUCCAGGCGUUGCUCUCGUCACGGCGUGAAGUACCCGUCGGCAACACCUCUUCUACGAGUGCAACAGUCUCCGUCACGGUUGAUAGCAAGGCUAGCACUGCGGAUAUUCAACCUACAGACGGCCAAAAUUCUAUCCCCAAGCAAGACGCGCCAGCUCCUACGAAAGGCAAAGACGAAGUGGCUUCCGGAAAUGGUACCAACGUUGAUUGUCCUCGCGAACCGCCGGCUCUUGUGAAAAGUGACUCCAAGACAGUUGCCUAA
Messenger RNA from Uncinocarpus reesii 1704, 1680 nucleotides. Its product is annotated as fructose-2,6-bisphosphatase. Gene Ontology annotation, molecular function: ATP binding; 6-phosphofructo-2-kinase activity; fructose-2,6-bisphosphate 2-phosphatase activity. The transcript has 3 exons. Lineage: Eukaryota; Fungi; Ascomycota; Eurotiomycetes; Onygenales; Onygenaceae. Gene Ontology annotation, cellular component: cytosol. The coding region runs from base 1 to 1680 and encodes 559 amino acids. Gene Ontology annotation, biological process: fructose metabolic process; fructose 2,6-bisphosphate metabolic process. The record is from RefSeq and is a predicted model, not a curated record.